UUCUACAGUGGUGGGUUUAUAGGUAUGUUUCACACCUGGAUGCAGAGUUUUUUUUCUUCUCAUUUAGGUUACUCCUCGGUCUGCGACAGACAGAGGAAGGCCACACUUCCUUCCCUUCCAGAGAGCAGUAAAGAAGCUUGCCAGCUGGAACAAGAGCAUGUUCAUCGUGUCUAUGAUUUGAUUGCAAGGCACUUCAGCAGCACAAGACACAGCCCAUGGCCACACAUCAUGGAGUUCCUGAAAGCUUUGCCAAGUGGUUCUAUAGUGGCAGAUAUUGGAUGUGGAAACGGAAAGUACCUUGGCAUCAACAAGGAGUUAUAUAUGAUUGGGUGUGAUCGUAGCCAGAACCUUUUGGACAUUUGUAGAGAGAGGGAGUUUCAGGCCUUAGUCUGUGAUGCACUGUCUAUUCCAUUCCGAAGUGGAUCUUUUGAUGCUUGCAUCUCCAUUGCUGUCAUUCAUCAUUUUUCAACUGCGGAACGUAGAGUGGCAGCUCUCCAAGAACUUGUCCGUCUCCUGAGACCUGGUGGUCAGGCCCUCAUAUAUGUCUGGGCAAUGGAACAAGAAUAUAAAAAUCACAAAUCCAAGUACCUUAGAGGAAGCAAAACUUGCCUACAAGAUAAACAGGAGAUAAACAAUGUCAUAGUCACUGAAGGAUUGCUAGUAAAUCAAAUGUCUGAUGAAGGUAGUGAAGACCUAGCAUCUUCUGUCCCCUCCACUGAUAAUAUCAAGGAAAAAGGAUUCAAGCCAAGGAAAGUUCAAAAUUCUGAGCUUCCUGUUCAUACAAACCGGACUUCUUUUCAUUCCCAAGAUGUGCUGGUUCCAUGGCACCUCAAGAGAAAUCCUGGUAAAGAGAAAGCUGCUGAGCCCUUUGGCUUAGCAGGAUACCCUGAUCCAUGUCCUGUGUUUCAUCGUUAUUACCAUGUUUUCUGUAAUGGAGAAUUGGAGGCUUCCUGCCAGGCUCUGGGUGAUGUUAGCAUUCUGCAGAGCUACUAUGAUGAGGGGAACUGGUGUGUUGUUCUUCAAAAGGUCUGAUCUGAACAUAUCAGGUGUAAAGAAAAAAUGCCUAUCUGCUUCUUCAAAGGAGGCUAAAUUAUCCCUUUAACUAAUGAGGAAGCUUUGGGAGAUAUUACCAAAGGAAAACUGAGAGCAGAGAUUAUAGAGGUAACAUUCUAUCUGCGAUUUUUGGCUGACUUCAUAAACAUACGUUCCUCUUACAUGCCUUCUAAGUAUGAUGUUGAAAAAUGAUUGGCAUUAACUUGUGAAAGGUCUGUGAUCUUUGUGUAGGUGUACAGCAUUUUGAAGCUAAACUUUUCUUAUAAAGUGUUUAUAAAGAUCCUAAACUAUGUAGGAUCAAAGUGAAGCACUUAUGUAACGUUUUAAUGACUUGAUGACUCCUGGACAACAGGACACUCUCUGAAGUGUUAUCUACAACUGAUUGUUCCCAAGAAAAUCAUAGUACACUGUGGAUGCCCAGUAAAACUUUAGCCACAUAUUUCUCAGAAUUAAUAGAAACUUCAUUCAACAGAUAUUCAUUAAACUCCUACCAUUUACUAUUAAGUACUAGGAAUGAAGCUGUAAGCAAGUAAAGGAGGUUGGGGUGUGGCUCGGUGAAAGAGCAGGUGUUUCUAAUUGAAGCCCUGGAUUUAAUACCCAUCACCACAAACAAACAUAGCAGCAGAAAACAAGAGCAAAGUCCUUCUUUCUAGGAAGCUUACUUUCUAGAAGGUGAGGCUGACAAAAGCAAACAAAUAAGUAAAUAUUAUGUUCCUGGUAAUCAUAAAUGACACGUAAAAAAGUAAAUUGGAGGCUGAAAGGGAUAUUAAUCUAUGAGCAAAAGAUUGCUUUUUAAUGGCUGAAGUAACUGCCAAUCCUGAAUGAUGAAUUGCCAGGAACUACUAUUCUUGAUCUAUUGGUUUAAGUUCUAAAGAAAACUCAAAUAGUUCCCUUUAACAGUUAAAUUGCAAACGUUAAAAUGUUAUCAGCCAUACCAAACUUUGCUCUUUCAGUCACAAUUGACUUUUUUUCUUAUUCAUCAUUUGUCCCAAUCUAGGAAGAAUGGAGGCAUUUUUAUCUAGUCAGUGAAACCAAAAGCAUGAUCUUGGAAAGUACUAAAAUUGAUCAACAUCUAGCCAGACUGAAUUGACCAGGAAAAAACUUUUAUGAUUUUUGUAAUUGACUCAAUCAAAAAACAUAAUUAAAAGCAACAUAAUUAAAGCAAAAAACAUAAUUAAAAGCUUUAAGACCAUAACUUGAUUUAAAACAUUAUAAUUAACAAAUUAAAAAUUAUAGUAAGACACUCUUAAAUGAGACUUCUAUUUGAAUACACAAUUUUCUUUUUCUUUUCUAUUUAUGAGAGAGAAUCUCAUGUAGUCCAGUCUGGUCUCAAUCUAAGUACCCAGUUCUCUGCUUUCACCUCUCCAGACCUGGUGUAACAACAGACCUGAUAACACAACAGCCUAAGAAUAGUUUGAUAUUAUUUAUAUUGAAAAAAAUUAAGAUAUUAUUUAUAUAUUAAAACAGUGGUUCUCAACCUGUGGGACAGGACCCCGGGUAGCCAAACCACACUUUCACAGGAGUUGCAUAAAACCAUUAGAGUUGGGGGGGGAAGUAAAAAAAAAAACAUUAGAGUUAUAUAUUUAUAUUAGUAUUCAUAACAGUAGCAAGAUUACAGGUAUGAAGUAGUAAUAAAAAUAAGUUUAUAAUUUAUUUUUAUAUAUAUUCCUACAACAGGAAGGAUGGUAUUAAAUAAUCAAAGCAUUGGAAAGGAUAAGAAUCACUCCAUUAAAGGAACAUAUGGCCCAGUAAGAUACUUAGUUGAUAAAGGCAUUUGCCACCAAGCCUAAUACCCUGAGUUCAGUCCCCAGUAACCACUUGGUAGAAGGUGAAAACUGACUCCAACAAGUUGUCCUCUGACCUUUGUACUUACACAUACACACACACACACACACACUAAAAAUAUUUAUUUAGUGGAUCUACUGGAUCUCACUUUAUAGUUACAACUUUCCUGGAACUAGCUAAAAUGAUCAGGCUGGUCUCAAAUACAUUUCUGCCAAGUGAUGGAAUGAAUUAAAGGCGUGUGCCACCACAUUUGGCUAAAUACAUUUUAAAGAAAGAUAUAAAGCUGUGGUGAUGUCCCAUGUCUUAGUCUCAACACUUAAGAGGCAGAGGCAGGAGGAUUGCUUUAAGUUUGAGAUCAUUGUGGUCCACAGAGCAAGUUCCAGGAUAGCAAGGGCUAAACAGAGAAACCCUGUCUCAAAGGAAAAGAAAAGAAGAAAAAAGAAAAGAAAAAGCAAAGUUAGCUGGUCCUAAAUCAAAGUUUGAAUAUGUUGUUUGUGAUCUUAAGUUUCCAAGUAAACAAGUUAGCCAUGUUGAUUGACCAUAAGAAGAACAUUUCUUAAAAUAUAUAUUGGCUCUUUAGGCUAAUUUGAAUAUUUAUUUAUUUUUGGAUAAUUUAGAAAGAAGCUUAAAGGUAGGCAUAGGGUCAUACCUAUAGUAUUAGCUGCUCAGAAGUCUGAACCCCAGAGGUCAAAACUGGUUAGGGUUACUUAGUGAGACCCCCGUCUAAAAGUAAAAUAAGAGAAAUUUCUUCCUUGUGUCAUUUCCACCAUUUCUUCUCCUUUGAAAUGGCAUCCUUGGGUCUCAGUCAUGAGUAUAGUUAACAAGUAAGUUCAUUGUCCCUGCAGUACCUGAUCUCAACUUACUGCAUGUUUUCUCUCCAUAGAAUUAAGAAGUGUUUGUAGGUGUUUUGUUACUUCCCAUUUCCAGCAGCUUCAGGCUGUCUACCCCCACUGUUGGGAUUGGCGUUUCCUUGAGACUAAAGAACUGCCAUUGUGACAUCUUGGUGGCCUUCUCCUAAAGUCUUUAGUAGAUAACUUUUAAUUUCUUCAUAAAACAAUUGUUAUAAGCUAAGAGAAAAUAUGAACUCUAGCUGACAAUUAGGAUUUUUCAAUUAUGACUAUAAUUCUGAAAAAUUAUUUAUCUUUAGUUAAUGAAGGAAAUGAUCUCCAGUUUUAUUAGAAUAUUAAGAAACUGUGAUGUAUUGUGUCUCAUAAGUCACUCUUUUAUUGUAUACCAGCUUUUGAAUGAAAGUAUCUAGUGGAUGAGAGGAGCAAUAAUUUGAUUAGAAAUAUUGACUGUCUGCCUAUCAUUUUAAAAUUUUAUUAUUUUGGAUAUAACCAGUUCAAAUUAGAACCCUGUGAAUUAAAAGGCUAAGAAAUAAUAAUGGGACUAUGUCAAUUUGAUUCAUGUUUUUCAUACUUGAAGAAUUUUAGCGAAAAAUUUGAAGAUAUAAAUUGUUAUAGUCUUAUGGGGGCUGUGAACAUGCAUUGCUUUUUUAGCUUCUGACUUCCUACACACCAUUGUGGCUAUGUCUGACUUGAAAUAAAUUUGUCUUGUGUGCUGUGUCAGCAUCAUGACCUGA
Myodes glareolus (Bank vole) is the source of this 4420-nucleotide messenger RNA. NCBI's taxonomy places the organism in Eukaryota, Metazoa, Chordata, Mammalia, Rodentia, Cricetidae. The record is from RefSeq and is a predicted model, not a curated record.